CCCUCAACCCCACACGUUAACGAUAUAAAUACACACUCACCUCACAAUUCCCAAUCACACAAAACGCAGCGCAGCUCUGUGAUUUCAAUCUUUCUUUUCUCUCUUUUUUAGGGUUUCCGUCUCGUUUUCUCCGCGCUUUCCCUUCCCACUCGUAUCUUUUCCGUUUGAUUUGAUCUUGGUGGGUUUUAAGGUAUUGAAAGCUGCGGCAUUUUUAAUCAGAAUUAAUCUAAUCAGGACUGAAUGAGCUAAUGGAGUCUAAAGGAGGUAAAAAGAAGUCCAGUAGUAGUAGUAAAUCAUCAUCAUUAUUCUACGAAGCUCCCCUCGGAUACAGCAUUGAAGACAUUCGUCCUAACGGUGGAAUCAAGAAGUUCAGAUCAGCUGCUUACUCCAACUGCGCUCGCAAGCCAUCCUGAUAUUCCAUACUGAAUCUCGUUCCCCUGCAUGCAAGCAGUUUUUUAUUAGCUUUUUUUGUUUUCGUUUAGGUUUAUUUACUACUCUCCUUCAAAAUACAUCUUUCCAAACCCUCUCUUUGCGAUUGUACUCUUUUUUUCAUUCCUUGUUUCUUCCGUGUGUCUUUCUGUUUGAACUGUGGCCAUGGCAGUUUCUGCAAUUGGUUUCGAAGGAUUUGAAAAGAGGUUGGAAAUUUCCUUUUCCGAUCCUGGACUUUUUUCUGACCCUCACGGGAGGGGUUUAAGAUCUCUCACAAAAUCCCAACUUGAUGAGAUUCUUGCACCAGCUGAGUGCACCAUUGUUUCUUCCUUAGCAAAUGACGAUGUUGACUCCUAUGUUCUGUCUGAGUCCAGCCUUUUUGUUUAUGCCUACAAGAUCAUAAUCAAAACCUGUGGUACUACCAAAUUACUGCUUGCAAUCCCACCCAUAUUGAAAUUGGCCGAGUCCAUUUCCCUUAAAGUCAGAUCUGUGAGGUACACCCGAGGCAGUUUCAUUUUUCCUGGUGCCCAGUCUUUCCCUCAUCGCCACUUUUCCGAAGAAGUGGCUGUCCUCGAUGGCUACUUUGGAAAGCUUGGGUCAGGCAGCACGGCUUAUAUUAUGGGUGGAUCCGAUGAAGCCCAGAAUUGGCAUGUUUACUCUGCCUCUGCAGAUUCCGUGAGCCCAAACGACUCUGUCUACACACUCGAGAUGUGCAUGACUGGCUUAGACAGAGAGAAAGCUUCGGUUUUCUUCAAAGAUCAAUCAGAUUCAGCUGCCAAGAUGACUGUGAACUCUGGCAUCAGGAAAAUUCUUCCAAAUUCUGAAAUAUGUGACUUUGAUUUUGAACCUUGUGGUUAUUCAAUGAAUUCUGUUGAGGGUGCUGCUGUUUCUACCAUUCAUGUUACUCCAGAAGAUGGGUUCAGUUAUGCAAGCUUUGAGACUGCUGGAUAUGAUUUGAAAGCAAUGAAUCUGAAUGAAUUGGUGGUGAAGGUGCUAGCUUGUUUCCAACCAAAUGAGUUUUCUGUAGCUGUUCAUGUGGACAAUGCAAGCAAGUCAUUUGAGCAGGGUUGUUCGCUUGAUGUUAAGGGAUACUGUCGUGAAGAGAGGAGCCAUGAAGGGCUUGGAAUGGGUGGUUCUGUUGUCUACCAAAAGUUUGUCAAGACUGCCGACUGUGGCUCGCCUAGAUCAACACUCAAGUGCUGGAAAGAUGAAGAUGAAGAAGAGUAGCUUUGUGUCUUUAUGUUCUGUCUCUUAAAUAAGUGUCGCCUUUUCAGGCGGGAACUCAUUGUUUUCGUUUAUGUGUCGAAGGUUUGUACACCUUCAUUGUUGUUUUCAUUUGAACUGAAAUAAAGUGUAUGUUUUGGGAAUUUUUGACUAUCUGAAUUAUUUAUUUAGUAAUUUA
Molecule: messenger RNA, 1831 nt
Organism: Medicago truncatula (barrel medic)
Lineage: Eukaryota; Viridiplantae; Streptophyta; Magnoliopsida; Fabales; Fabaceae
Product: S-adenosylmethionine decarboxylase proenzyme
Exons: 4
Coding region: 595-1656 (353 amino acids)
Biological process (GO): spermidine biosynthetic process; spermine biosynthetic process
Cellular component (GO): cytosol
Molecular function (GO): adenosylmethionine decarboxylase activity
Source: RefSeq, a predicted model, not a curated record